UUCCAAGCCUCUUCUGACUAGGAUAGAGCACACAAGUUUAGGUCCACGCACCCUGAGCUUCACAGCGCGUUUUCUGGUUGCUAAGGUAGCCGGGUAGGCGUCACCCGUCGCUAUGGCGCUGCUCUACCUUGCAGCGUUGUCAUUCCUGAUUGGCUGAGCGCCCGAGGCUGUGGAGGAAGAAGUGGAAGCGUUGGGGCCAGAAAAGGAAUUGACUGAAAAACCAACAGGUGUCAGUGAGGGAGCUGGUUUGAGUUCGCUCGGGUUCUGCAGCAAGCAGGAUGAGGAAGAUGACUUGAGUUGGCCUGAAGGAGGGCCGCCUUCCUGCGCGGAAUGCAAUGUUAAUUCUGAGGCAUUGAUGUUUUACAAUGCCUGAUCAAGACAAAAAGGUGAAGACCUCAGAGAAAUCAGCUGAUAAAAAGCAGCAGGGGACAACCACCAGGGACUAUUCAGACCUUAAAAGACUUCGAUGCCUUUUGAACGUUCAGUCAAGCAAACAGCAGCUUCCAGCCAUUAACUUUGAUAGUGCCCAAAACAACAUGACGAAGUCUGAGACUGCCAUCAAGGCAGGGGGACACAGAGCUCGUGGUCAGUGGCAGGAGUCCACAGAAGCAGUUGAACUUGAAAAUUUUAGUAUAAACUACAAGAAUGAGAGGAAUUUCAGUAAACAUCCACAGCAUCAGUUAUUUCAGGAGAUCUUUACAUCUCUGGUGAGAAAUAGACUCAUAUGCAGAGAGUGGGUUAAUCGAGCUCCAUCCAUUCAUUUUCUGAGAGUGUUAAUAUGUCUGAGGCUGCUAAUGAGGGAUCCAUGUUAUCAGGAAAUACUCCAUAAAUUGGGUGGGAUUGAAGACCUAGCCCAGUACAUGGAGAUCGUGGCCAACGAAUACCUGGGCUACGCAGAGGAGCAACACUGUGUGGACAAGCUGGUCAACAUGACGUAUAUUUUUCAAAAACUUGCUGCUGUGAAAGACCAAAGAGAAUGGGUCACUGCGAGUGGAGCCCACAAGACAUUAGUGAAUCUGCUUGGUGCCCGAGACACUAAUGUCCUGUUGGGUACUCUUCUGGCCCUAGCUAGCUUAGCAGAGAGUCCAGAGUGUAGGGAGAAGAUCAGUGAACUCAACAUAGUAGAAAACCUCUUGAUGAUUCUGCAUGAAUAUGACUUACUUUCCAAAAGACUUACAGCAGAGCUCCUGCGCCUGCUUUGUGCUGAGCCCCAGGUGAAGGAGCAGGUGAAACUCUACGAGGGAAUCCCCAUCCUGCUCAGUCUGCUCCACUCUGACCAUCUGAAGUUGCUGUGGAGCGUCGUCUGGAUUCUGGUCCAGGUGUGUGAAGACCCAGAGACCAGUGUGGAAAUCCGUAUCUGGGGUGGCAUCAAGCAGCUCCUUCAUAUUUUACGAGGAGAUAGGAAUUUUGUUUCUGAUCGCUCCUCCAUCGGCAGCCUAUCCAGCGCAAAUGCUGCAGGACGGAUCCAGCAGCUGCAUUUAUCAGAAGAGUUAAGCCCUGGGGAAAUACAGGAAAAUACUGCCUCUCUCCAAGCAGCUUGCUGUGCUGCCCUCACUGAACUGGCUCUCAAUGACACCAAUGCCCACCAAGUGGUCCAGGAAAAUGGUGUAUAUACGAUAGCAAAAUUAAUUUUACCAAGUAAACAAAAGAAUGCAGCAAAAACCAAUCUCCUACAGUGUUAUGCAUUCAGAGCCCUGAGGUUUCUCUUCAGUAUGGAAAGGAACAGGCCACUCUUUAAAAGGCUUUUCCCCACCGACCUGUUUGAGAUCUUCAUUGACAUAGGACAUUAUGUUCGUGAUAUCAGUGCCUAUGAGGACUUGGUAUCACAGUUGAAUUUGCUAUUGGAAGAUGAACUGAAGCAAAUUGCUGAGAACAUUGAGAGCAUCAAUCAGAAGAAAGCACCACUGAAGUACAUAGGCAACUAUGCUGUGCUGGACCAUCUCGGAAGUGGCGCGUUCGGCUGUGUUUAUAAGGUUAGAAAACGUAGUGGUCAAAAUCUUUUAGCAAUGAAGGAGGUCAAUUUACAUAACCCAGCAUUUGGAAAGGAUAAGAAAGACCGAGACAGCAGUGUGAGGAACAUCGUUUCUGAAUUAACAAUAAUUAAGGAGCAGCUUUAUCAUCCCAACAUUGUACGUUAUUAUAAAACAUUUUUGGAAAAUGACAGAUUGUACAUCGUUAUGGAGCUCAUAGAAGGAGCCCCACUUGGAGAGCACUUUAACUCUUUGAAGGAAAAACAGCAGCAUUUCACUGAGGAAAGACUGUGGAGAAUAUUUAUUCAGUUGUGCUUAGCUCUUCGGUACCUACACAAGGAGAAGAGGAUUGUCCACAGAGAUCUGACGCCAAACAACAUUAUGCUGGGAGAUAAGGACAAAGUGACAGUUACUGACUUCGGCCUGGCAAAGCAAAAACAGGAAAGCAGUAAGCUCACGUCAAUGGUGGGAACCAUCCUCUAUUCUUGCCCAGAGGUCCUGAAGAGUGAGCCGUAUGGAGAGAAGGCUGAUGUCUGGGCUGCAGGCUGCAUCCUUUAUCAGAUGGCGACUCUGAGUCCUCCCUUCUGUAGUACCAACAUGCUCUCCUUGGCUACUAAAAUAGUGGAGGCAGUGUACGAGCCAGUGCCAGAAGGCAUCUACUCUGAAAAAGUGACAGAUACCAUUAACAGGUGCCUCACUCCUGAUGCAGAAGCCCGUCCAGAUAUUGUAGAAGUUAGUUCCAUGAUCUCAGAUGUGAUGAUGAAGUAUUUAGACACCUUAUCCACAUCCCAGCUGGCCUUGGAGAAGAAACUGGAGAGGGAGCGGAGGCGCACCCAGAGGUAUUUUAUGGAAGCCAACAGGAAUGCUCUCACGUGUCACCAUGAGCUGGCUCUGCUGUCUCAGGAAACCUUUGAGAAGGCAAGCCUGAGCAGCAGCAGCAGUGGGGCAGCCAGCCUGAAAAGUGAGCUUUCCGAGAGCGCGGAGCUGCCUGGGGAGGGCUUCCAGGGCGCCGUGCAGUGUGGGAAGGAGGAGGACAGGACCUGUGAGGAGCUGCUGUCUGAGGACAACUUCCACCUGGAGAGUGUGGAGAAAGAUGUGUAUUCUGAGCUGGACGAUGAGCUGGACAUCUUGGACAACUGUAGCAGCUCCAGUUCAAGCCCUCUAAAGGAGUCUACAUUUAGCAUUUUAAAGAGAAGUUUCAGUGCUUCGGGAAGAGAAAGGCAUUCACAGGCCAGGGACUUCAUUGGUGGCCUGGGAUCAAGACCAAGACCAGCAUCUGCAGGCAUUGCGGUAUCCCAGCGGAAAGUACGGCAGAUCAGUGACCCCAUCCAGCAGAUUCUCAUCCAGCUGCACAAAGUCAUCUAUAUCACACAGCUCCCUCCAGCUCUGCAUCAUGAUCUGAAGAGAAGAGUUAUAGAAAGAUUCAAGAAAUCCCUGUUCAGCCAGCAGAGCAACCCUUGUAACCUGAAAUCUGAAAUUAAGAAGUUAUCUCAGGGGUCUCCAGAACCAAUCGAGCCAAACUUUUUUACAUCAGAUUACCACUUACUACAUCAUUCACUGGCUGCAAACAACUGGUCCCAAAGUGACCCCACAGGUCCACCCACCAACUUUGAGUUGGAAGAGGGACUCACAUAUGAGCAGAUGCAGACUGUGAUUGAAGAGGUCCUAGAAGAAAGCGGCUAUUACAACUUUACAACUAACAGAUCUUCCAGAUGUCACUCUUAUCCAUGGGGGACCAAGAAUUACCCAACCAAAAGAUAGGAGCGCUGCACUGGAGCAGAGGGCCUUUCCCAGUCAAGUUCAAGUUCUAGGCUUCAGCCGAGACUACAAGAUGCCCAGGACUAGCUGCUGCUAGAGUGGUACAGAAAAUACCAAGUCCCAGAGCUGCAGGAAUGUGUGGCAACCACAGUGCUGGGUCUCUGUCCCCUGUGUGCAUUACAUGCACAAUGGCGGGCUAGUGGGUGCUUCUGGGAGAAAACACUGCAAAAUGGCUCCCAGGGUAGGCGUGGGAGUAGCACAGAACUUUCCUCAAGGUUAAUCAUAAAAACAACUUCUAUUUUUCAAAGGAACAUUUUAUACUCAUGAUUGCUGAAACUAUGCUUAAAAGUAUGCUUAAAAGUAUCUAGCCUUCCUUCUACACAAAAGUUUUAGAUAAAACAAUUACAUGACCCAGUGAAAAAUAUUAUGUAUUCCAUUGUGUUCCCCAUUUUUAAUCUUAAAAGAAAUUUAGAAUAUGAUAGUUUGUAAAUGAAAUGAUUGAUUCUCUGUGAUCCACUUGGGUGCUAGAGGUUCUGAGACGUGACACAGUGCAGACAGUAUUUAUAACCUUGCACACAUCUGGGAGCAGCUGUCAUUGUAACACCUGGGAGCAGCUGUCAGAUACUCUGAUUGCAGCUAGACUAGUAGAGUCUACUGGUGUAGAACGUGUGUGUGUGUGUGUGCGUGUGUGUUUGUGUGUGUGCGCGUGCGCAUAUGUCCAGGAAAAGAGGAGGGACUGAUUAGGUGACACUUUGCUGCUAAUCAAGCUUGCAAUGUUUCUAGAACACUUUGAAGAAGUCACAGACCAUGAAAGAGAUGAUGACAGACCUUAUUCUAGAUCUUACCAAACUGCUUAUGUGUAAGAUAAAUGUUUGUUGUUUUUGGAAUCCUCCCAGAGUUAUAAAAUAAAAUAUAAAUUCCUUCUUUACCCAUUGAUAUGGCCCAAAGAAAGAGAAAUCAGAAUGCCAAAUAGCAUCCCACCUCUAUUGAGACAGGAUUUGCUAGGUCACUGAGUUCAAAUUCCUCCUCUUCAACUGGCUUCUGAUCACUCUAGUAUGGCGUCAACCCAAACUCUAUGUGUCCCCACUUCAAAGGCAGUUCAUUGUAUGUAAUUAGCUAGCUGGAAGAUGAGAUUACACUUUUAACUUCCCAUUGAUUUGUGUUAUCUUUAACUGCGUUGAUGUAUUUUAGCAUGAUUAAAUAGUGAAUAUAUUGGCAGUCAUUGAGACACAACUUUCCUGGAUAGUAUGCAAAUCACUUAAUGUGAAUUCAUCCUAUUUUUUAGAAUUAGUAUGUUUAACAUUUAAAUUAUAUCCCAAUUCCCUUUGAUCACAGACUAAUGCCUUUCCAGGUUACUAAUGGUUAUUUUCUUUCUUUAAGCCAAGAUAACAAUUAAAAUAUACUAAUUUUAAAUAUUAAAUACAGUGAUGAAAAAUUUCAGUUUCAGCUCUCAAAACAGUUCCAUCCAUAUAUGAAUUUUACAUACAGAAUCCAAACACUAUUAUUGAUUCACUGAAGCAAAGUUUUAUUUCUGUUUGCAGUCGUUUUUGUAGGUCACCUGACAUGUGGCAAGAGGCAUAGGCCUGGAGGGGCAUGGA
Peromyscus leucopus (white-footed mouse) is the source of this 5326-nucleotide messenger RNA. RefSeq names its product NIMA related kinase 10 (gene Nek10). The record is from RefSeq and is a predicted model, not a curated record. Lineage: Eukaryota; Metazoa; Chordata; Mammalia; Rodentia; Cricetidae. The coding region runs from base 366 to 3731 and encodes 1121 amino acids. Gene Ontology annotation, molecular function: ATP binding; protein binding; protein serine/threonine kinase activity. Gene Ontology annotation, biological process: protein phosphorylation. The transcript has 36 exons.